AUGCUCCGCCACUGGAUAUGCCUGGGGGCCUUGUUCUUUUUCAGGGAAGGUGGAAGCUCUUCGUCUAGUUGCAAGACAAUCGGCUGUGGCGGCCACGAUCCAACUGCAACGUGCUUUUGCAACCCAUCCUGCUUCAGCUUUGAUGACUGCUGCGAUGACUAUGCCGAAGCUUGCCCAGAGCCACUAUCAACCAUCAAGUUGGGGGAUGUCAAUAUGCUCGUCACUACAGACCUGCACUCCUGGAUCGAAGGGCGCAGCCACGAUGCGCCCUUGAACGCGUCCUUGGCUCAUGUGGUCUCGGUGUUGGACCAUCUUCGGAGUGCAGCCCAUGCAGAACAUCGAGAUGUGUUCUUCUUCGAUAACGGAGACAUCAACGAUGGAACGGGUCUUUCAGCAACUGCCCCGGAUCACGUGGCAUUCUUGUCCCCUGUAUUGCAGACAGCGCGCUACGAUGCUCUUAAUCUUGGCAAUCACGAGCUGUAUCAACGAGAUGGCCACGGCAUGGUGGAGGGCCCUGCAUGCCCAGUGGUUGGCCUCAAGGAGUCGGGCUACAUUGCCUCCUGGAAGGGCCGAUACCUGACCUCGAAUGUGGUGUGGUCAUCAACACUCCAGCCUGUUGGAAACCGAUAUGCCCUCGUGGAAGGGAAGUUUGGCACGAAGCUGCUGACCUUCGGCUUCCUAUACAACAUGGAAGAUCACUGCGAUGCUGUUGAAGUUCUGGACGUCGAGGAAACACUGGCGUCCGAGUGGUUCAAAGAAGCCCUCAAGGAGCAUGCCGGCCUGAGCGAUGGGGUGGUGGUCUUGGCUCACAUGGACUACCGCGACCCCCUGGUUGACAAGAUUUGGGCUGCUGUCCGUGAGGGCAUGGGAUCCACAAAGCCACUGCAGAUUCUGGCCGGUCACUCGCACAGGCGCGGUUACAGGCAGCUCGACAAGUAUGCAUCCGUCUAUGAAGCAGGAUGCAAGCUGGACACGGUGGGCUUUCUGUCCUACUCUCAUGAAGCUGACGGGCUGCGCUUUGACCACGUCAACAUCUCGGGCAGCAUUCAGCACCUUGCAGGUGCAGUGAAUCGCAGCGCGUCGAACCUUUCCACUGCCUCGGGUGCGGUGACUGCUCAGGCCAUACGCACUGCACGCAAGACUGCUGGCAGCGAUCGCGCGCUCGGAUGCUCCACGCAGAGAUAUCGUUUGCUUGUCCCAUUGGGGAACAGCUCUUUGUGGACGUUCUAUAUGAGCCAGGUGAUCCCCAACACGCUGCUAGACUCCCCACAAACUCAAAUCGCGAUCGUUGGGACGGGCGCGCUUAGCUACGACAUCUUCCCCGGACCCGUCCACAUCGAUGACGUCUACACUGCCUCUCCAUACGCCAACUUUUGGCUGAAGUUGGAGGGCUUGGGUGGCGCCAUUCUGCAGAAGCUUCUCGCUGAGUUGAACCAGCGAUGGACAUAUGCCUUGCCUCCUUACGUCAAUUCAAGCAUUCCCCUCGCAUCCUCUUCCUAUGAUCUGGUUUUCUGUGACUUCGACACAGAUCCGAUUCUUAGCCGGCUGUCGCAGAUUCUGGGAAAGCGUCCGGAACCCAAGCUCUUCAAGCCGCUGCUCAACACGUCCAGCAUCCUCACCGCUUGGUUUGAAAAGAGACCCUGUGCAAAAGAAGUGUUGGUUUAG
Messenger RNA from Symbiodinium natans, 1665 nucleotides. The record is from the annotation of a GenBank genome assembly. Lineage: Eukaryota; Dinophyceae; Suessiales; Symbiodiniaceae.